AUGAUCCCACCACAAAAGGCAGUGUCGCGCCCCGCGUCGCGGGGACCGCUGACACGAGAAGCUGGAGACGUUGAGCAAUCAGGCCGAUCAACCGCCAGUUUGAAUGCAGAAAAGAUUGCAUCAUCACUGCGCAACAUCGAUACAGAAGCAUCAAGCUCCCAGACUGCCUUCUUCCAUCCAAUGCACACAGCAUCGCCAAACCAUGAUGCAAGUUCUUCUUCCGAGUCGGGCUCUACUUCGUCUUUGCCACAGACUCAACUACUGCUGACCUCUCGCUCACCGUCACCAUCACCAUCUCUAAAGCUAGCGAGGUCGUCCACCCACAGCGAAAACACGAUCGAGUCGAAAGAUUCCAAGUCGAGCGGAGAUGCACCCCCACACACAACCCAAAACCAAGUAGAGUCUACCUUAGACCUGAAGUCGCAACGACGUCCGUUCCUCAGACCUCCGCAUCAGCACCCGCUGCGAACGCGACAUAAAAGCACACAAGAACUGACGAGCCAUAAUGCGCGCCCAGUCGGUAGCCCACUGACGAUGCAGGAUCUCGGCAGUGACUAUACGCGCUACUUCAGUCCUUAUUUCGCCGGAGCAAGAAGCAUAUCAUCUGAACAGCUCGCUGACCAGUCUGCGCCAACAUCUGGCACAACCACACCGUUGGCUACAGUCUAUCCAGUAAACCCGUUCCUCACGCCCAACCUUACACCAACUGCAUCUACAACUAAGAUAAACAUUUUGUACGACCCAGAGAAGAACGUUUCACUCAUAGACGACCGCCUUGCAGCGCCAUAUGAAGAGAAGGGAAUGGCAACGUGGCCAUUGAUUGGUGAUGAGGAUGAGCCGGAUGAUGAGAUGCACAUGCCACGCCCAGACGACGACAUUAAAUACAGAGUGAAGUUGAAGGACCAUUUCUCACGGGAUAACAUCGUCUCCACGAUUGGUCUGUUCAUCAUGGUGGUCGGACUUUUCUUUGUGUUCUUGGGGCUUCCCAUUCUUUCGGCACUAGGCAUCAUCGGGUACAACUCAUUCUACGGGACACCGUUGAGUCAAAUGUCCAAGUAUCCCCAGGCAGAACCAUGGGCAAUCGUGAACAACAAGAAGUACCCACUGUUACAAAACAUCAGGACAGGUCUGAUUGACCCGGACACUCCCAAGUACGCCAUGGAGAAGAAAGGCGAGUUCGGCGACGAGUAUGAGUUGGUCUUUAGCGACGAGUUCAACGACAACAAUCGCACCUUCUAUGAAGGCGACGACCCGUACUUUUUUGCCCCUGAUAUUUGGUAUGGCGCGACGGAGGAUUUGGAGUGGUACGAUCCGGAUGCAGUGACAACUUGGGAAGGAACACUGGAGCUGCGACUGGACCAGUUCGAGAAUCACGGCCUCAAAUUCCGGUCCGGUAUGCUGAACAGCUGGAACCAUCUCUGCUUCAAAGGUGGCAUCUUCGAGGUUUCCGUCUCACUUCCUGGUCCGGCCGGGGUACCAGGCAUGUGGCCUGGUGCCUGGACAAUGGGCAAUCUAGGCAGACCGGGCUACUUGAGCACAACUGAUGGCAUGUGGCCAUACACCUACCAGGCGUGCGAUGUCGGCAUCACCCCGAACCAGUCAUCCUCAGACGGCCUCUCCAAUCUCCCCGGCCAACGCCUCUCAUCUUGUACCUGCCCUGGCGAAGAUCAUCCAACUCCAGGUACCGGCCGCGGGGCACCAGAAAUUGACAUCAUCGAAGUCGGUGCUACCUACUCACCACAAAAUAUGCCCAUUGCUACUCAAUCCUUCCAGGUCGCCCCGUUCGACGUACACUGGUACCCCAACUACAAUUUUACCGCAUUUCCAGACUACAGUGUAAGCUGGUACAAUGGCUACACCGGUGGUCCUUAUCAACAGGCUAUUUCCGCGACAACAAAUCUGAACAAGAACUGGUUCGAUGGUCAGCAAUACCAACGCUACUCUUUUGAGUAUGUACCUGGCGAAGGCAAAGACGCCUUCAUCAGCUGGAAAGUCGGUGACCAGACCAUGUUCAUGAUGGACGGGCGUGCCAUCGGACCGAAUGGAAACAUCCAAGCCAGACAGAUCAGCGAAGAACCUAUGAGCCUCAUUCUCAAUCUUGGUAUCAGUAAUUCCUGGACCUGGAUCGACUGGGAACACAUGAAUUUUCCCGCUGUAAUGAGGGUUGACUAUGUGAGGUGGUAUCAAAAGAAGGGCGAAGAGAAACUGGUCACGUGUGACCCGCCGGGCUUCGAGACGACGAAGUACAUCAAGGAGCAUAUGAACGCUUACACGAACCCUAACCUCACUCAAUGGGAUCAAACCGGGCACAAGUGGCCGAAGCAUGAGCUGAACAGCGAUUGUAAAGCAAAAUAG
Ascochyta rabiei is the source of this 2355-nucleotide messenger RNA. RefSeq names its product beta-glucan synthesis-associated protein. Gene Ontology annotation, cellular component: endoplasmic reticulum membrane; plasma membrane. Gene Ontology annotation, biological process: fungal-type cell wall organization; (1->6)-beta-D-glucan biosynthetic process. Bases 1 to 2355 code for a protein of 784 amino acids. Gene Ontology annotation, molecular function: glucosidase activity. The record is from RefSeq and is a predicted model, not a curated record. The transcript is spliced from 2 exons. NCBI's taxonomy places the organism in Eukaryota, Fungi, Ascomycota, Dothideomycetes, Pleosporales, Didymellaceae.